Molecule: messenger RNA, 2499 nt
Organism: Stylonychia lemnae
Lineage: Eukaryota; Ciliophora; Spirotrichea; Sporadotrichida; Oxytrichidae
Source: the annotation of a GenBank genome assembly
AUGAAAACAUCUUCAGUCUCAGUUAAAAAAAGAAUAAACAGAGGUAAUAUCACCUCAGACGACCCUGAAUUCGAGAAAUAGGUAUUGAAAAUGGAUAUUCAGGAGUCUAAUGUGAAGAAAAAAGUGAUGAACAAGCCAACUUCAAAUAAUAAUAAUAGAUUGAGUGCGUAGGGGACUAAAUCACCCAAUACUUCUUAAUAUCUUGGUGUUCCUGAUAGCAAGAAUUAUAGAUCUAGCUCAUCAAAUAGCAAUUAUGGAACUGCUACUAUUUAUGAUGAAAAUUCAGCAGCAAAGCAAGCUUUUGAAAAAUUAAUUGAAAGGAAUAACAAUUCAUUUUUAUCUGAAAAUAGUCCCAAACCAAUGCGAGAAGUGCCAAUGCAGCACCUAUAUGAUGACAAUGUCCGAGACGUUCAGAAUGAAAUCUAAAAGCAAAGGUUGGAAAUCAUUCCCUCUGUUACCUUCUUGGAUGAAACUAUUGCUGAUAAUUAUAUAUACGAGAAUGAGAACACAAACAAGCCAGUUCUUACCUAAGUUAUUGAAUGCAAUGAAUACUAUCAAAAGACUGUUAUGUUUGUUGAAACUAGGCAGAGAAGUUUUCAUAAUAACGACUCUCCAACAAUGAAGAAAAGUCUUUUAGAAAAGCAUCACUAGGAGUUUAUGGUCAAGAAAAGAAAUUUGUUGCAUACUUAAGCCGAUGAAGUUGCUGAUGGACUAAGAGUAUAAUAAGAAGAGUCUUAUUUAGAUUGCAAUGAACUUCUCAAAUAAGUUGAGCAAAUUGUUAAAGAUAAUAUAGCACCAUUAAAGCAAAUUGAAAUCGAGAAAAAUUACACAAUCAAGGGAUUUAAGUCAAGAGAGAACGAGAAAAAUGUACUAAGAGAUAAAAUUAACAUUGUCUAGAAUGCGAACAUUAUUUAAAAUUUAGCCAAUGAUGACGAAGUUGAUUACAGACCAAGUCAACAAUUAGAGGAGCUAGAAAAUGAAGUCUAAGAUCUAAGUAAUAAGAUAUUAAAGAAGCAAGUAGUUAUGGAUAGAAAUGAUAAACAAUUUAGUCAAUCGUAAACCAAAGAUUCCCUCUAGGAAUACCAGGAAUGCCAAAGAGUAAAGGAACUGGAAUUAAAUGAGCAGACCUAAAACUUAAAGAACUCUGAGUUUUAAAUUACUGCUUUUAAUAUUGAAAUCUAAAGACUCAAUAGUGUCCAAUAAAAACUAGAAGCUGAAACCUUGGGAUAAUAAAUCAGACAAUAUGAAUAAACUUAAUUAAUGGCACUAAUGAAAGAAGAAAUAUUCUAAUAUUAAUCAAUUUAUGACAAACAAAUCCUUUUGUAAAAAUCAGAAAUAAGGGAUAAGUUAAAAUAAGUUGAACUGCUUCAACAAAAAGUCUAAAAUUUAGAAAGAGAUAAAUUGCUAUAGGCCAAAGAGCUAUCAAAUAAAGCUAGCUAGAAUGACACCUAGUAGUUAGAGCGAAUAUCGGAGAGAAGCAAUGGUCAAGAUGUUUCUGAUAUUUUAAGUGAAAUAGAGGACAUAUUACAAUUGAAAUUUGAUAGCCUUUAUCCAAAGGUUGAGAGUGAACAAGGGGAAUCCUACGAGUCUAGAGAAUAUGAAGACAAAAAGGAACUAGAUAGGAUAGCCAUGCUGCAUGAAAACAUAAAGGAGAAAGAAUGUUACAUAGAAAAUGUGGAUUAAGACAAUGAGAAAAUAUCAUAGAGCAUUGACUAGACUCAGAAUGAGAUAUUUAGAUGCAACAUUAUCAAUGACCUCAAUGUAGUUAUCUAAACUGAGAAAAAUCAAUGUGAAAAAUGCUUAAGAGGUAUCUAUGACGACUAUGAAAAGCUGAACUAGAUAAAUGAAGACUAGCUAGGCUUACUAGAGACCGAGAUAUUUGCUUAAAGCAGUGAAUUGAUAAAAGAUCUGUCUCUGAAUAAUUAGAUUAGCAAAAAUGAUAUCCUUAUAAAAUAGAAGCUUGAGUAAAUUAUGCUUGCAGAGGCUAAAUUGAAUGUAAAGAAAAAUGAUCAGAAGUAGUUGGAGUAGCUUUAAAGAAAGAAAGAUGAAAUUAUAGCUGAAUUAGAAUCACUAGCUGGAAAAGAUAAAAAAGUUAUUAAAGAAGUAUUUGUAGAUAAAGUUAGAGAUAACAAAGUGGAUGAUGUAGUUUAAAAUAUUAUAACCUAGGGGUGUCGUGUGCCCAUACAUAAAAUCAGUGAAAACUAUUACUAAUUUGGCUCUAGGAAAAUAUAUGUGAAGUAUGAUGCCCAACUUAGAGAUGUUAUGGUUCGUGAUAAGGGAGGAAGGUAUCUUGAAGUCAAUUAGUACAUAAGGGACAAUGAAGAUACUGAAGCACUUAAAAUGGGACUAUAAUAUCAAAGCUAGAAUAAUGAAAGCAUGAAUAGCAAUGGGAAAUAUGAUAGAAAUUUUAAAGGAGAUAAUAGCGAAGGUAUUGAGAAGCCUGUGCACACCGCUAAGAUAAAACUUGAAGUUCAAUAUAGAUCAAAUAAGCUGCAUUGA